AUGGCGAGCCUGAACCUGACCCUGAUCAGGCAGUACCUGGUACGCAUCCCACUCGUGCUGGUCACUGCAAUCCGGCGGUUGCUGCAGCUCUCGCCGGUGCAGGACAGAGUGGGCGUGCAGAUGGAGCUGCUGGUCACCUUUGUGCGCUCGUUUCUCACCCUGGAGGACUCUGUCUCGAAGAUGGCCGAAGUCAGGUUGACGGACUCGACGGUCAAGGGCUACAUGUGGAUUUCGAACGUGACGGUGCCCAAGCCGGCAGAGGACGAUGUGCUCGAUGCGCUGGUAAAGGCAAUCAGACACCGUGGCGAGGGAGGAGAGACGUUCGAUGUGCCUGAUGUGCGCGCCGUCGAGGCAGAGUGGACGGGAUACAGAAAGGGCGCCAGCGAGGACACGCCGAUUCCUGACAUCUCGGAUGCAGACAAGUACGAGCGCCUGAUGGAGGACGUGGAGGAGGAUAUGACUAUCUUCUACGCCCAUGGCGGCGCAUACCAUAUGAUGGACCCUUGCACUCAUCGCCCUACGACAACAGCCCUGGCUCAGCUCAGCCGUUCUCGCUGCUUUUCUUUACGAUAUAGACUGUGUCCAGAGCAUCCAUUCCCAGCUGGCCUCCUGGAUGCGUUGGUGGCAUACCUCUCACUUCUCUCGCCCGCUGAAGGUGCUCCCUAUGAAGCUGUACCAGCUGAGAAGAUAGUAAUCGCCGGAGACUCUGCCGGUGGUGGUCUCUGCCUGGGACUGCUCCAGGUCCUCCUGACACUACGAGAGAUCAUCCCAUCCAAGACAAUUCGAUUCCAUGGCAAAGACGUACCCCUGGAUCUUCCCGCUGGCAUCGCAAUGACCAGUCCUUGGUGCGAUACUACUCGUUCGCUACCGUCUACCUUUGGGAACGCAAAGUACGACUACAUUCCUCCACCACCACAGAAGCCCGGCACAGUAUAUACCCCACUGCCUUUCCCUCCAGACCAUUUGUGGCCUACGGCACCGCCACGAGUAGACUUGUACUCGAAUGCGAACAUGAUGGCUCAUCCGCUUACAUCGCCAGCCGUCAGUCCGAAGGGGAUCUGGAAGGGAUGUCCACCAAUGUACAUUGCCGUAGGCGAAGAGCUCUUGCAUGACGACGGUGUAUACAUGGCAAGAAAGGCUCAUCAAGACGGCGUCAACGUUGUCUUUGAGCGGUACGAAGGAAUGCCGCAUUGUUUUGCUUUGCUUACUCCCGGUGUUAUUCAGUCCCAGCACUGUCUCAAGAGCUGGGCCAAAUUCUGCCUUGAUGUAGUGCAUGACCGUGUAAAGGGAUAUGGAGAAGCCCAAUUCCUCAACCACGGCUUGACAAAGACUGAUAUUCACCACAUUGGCGAGAUUGGUACCCUAACGGAUGGCGAGGUAGAAAACCUGAUCAAGGCCGGCAGAGACUGGCGUGUUGAUGGCGAGCAUGUGCUGCAGAAGGCAUGGAAGGAACAGGAACUGGAUUCCUGA
Messenger RNA from Nannizzia gypsea CBS 118893, 1470 nucleotides. RefSeq lists its product as hypothetical. The transcript has 2 exons. Gene Ontology annotation, molecular function: hydrolase activity. The record is from RefSeq and is a predicted model, not a curated record. Bases 1 to 1470 code for a protein of 489 amino acids. NCBI's taxonomy places the organism in Eukaryota, Fungi, Ascomycota, Eurotiomycetes, Onygenales, Arthrodermataceae.